Dipodomys ordii (Ord's kangaroo rat) is the source of this 5336-nucleotide messenger RNA. It is a transcript of the gene Dgke, whose product is annotated as diacylglycerol kinase, epsilon 64kDa. Gene Ontology annotation, molecular function: ATP-dependent diacylglycerol kinase activity. The transcript is spliced from 12 exons. The coding region runs from base 75 to 1634 and encodes 519 amino acids. The record is from RefSeq and is a predicted model, not a curated record. NCBI's taxonomy places the organism in Eukaryota, Metazoa, Chordata, Mammalia, Rodentia, Heteromyidae.
CGUUGGGCUGUGCGUCGCCCAGGCGGGACGGCGGCCCGAGGCCUAGGCCCGAGUCAGACCGGGGACCGGCGAGGAUGGACGGGGAGAGGCGGCCCGCGCCGGGCCCGCCCGCCGGGAGCCUGCUGGCCGACGGACACCUGGUGCUGUGGACGCUGUGCUCGGUGCUGCUGCCGGUGUUCAUCACGUUCUGGUGCAGCCUCCAGCGCUCGCGCCGGCAGCUGCACCGCCGGGACAUCUUCCGCCGGAGCCAGCACGGGUGGCGCGACACGGACCUGUUCAGCCAGCCCACCUACUGCUGCGUCUGCGCGCAGCACAUCCUGCAGGGCGCCUUCUGCGACUGCUGCGGGCUCCGCGUGGACGAGGCCUGCCUCAAGAAGGCGGACAAGCGCUUCGCCUGCAAGGAGAUCAUGCUCAAGAGCGACGGCGGCGGCCCCGACGCCGCCAUGCCCCACCACUGGAUCCGCGGCAACGUGCCCCUGUGCAGUUACUGUGUGCUCUGCAAGCAGCAAUGCGGCUGUCAGCCCAAGCUCUGCGAUUACAGAUCUGCCUCACUGCUAGCUUCUAAGUUUGGAAAGCAAUGGACCCCAUUAAUAAUCCUGGCCAACUCUCGUAGUGGAACUAAUAUGGGAGAAGGAUUAUUAGGAGAAUUUAGGAUCCUGUUAAAUCCAGUCCAGGUUUUUGAUGUAACAAAAACUCCCCCUACCAAAGCCCUGCAACUCUGUACUCUUCUUCCCUAUUAUUCAGCUCGAGUGCUUGUGUGUGGAGGGGAUGGGACUGUGGGCUGGGUCCUGGAUGCAGUUGAUGAAAUGAAGAUUAAGGGACAAGAGAAAUACAUUCCACAGGUUGCAGUCCUGCCUCUGGGAACAGGAAAUGAUCUGUCUAAUACCCUGGGUUGGGGUACGGGUUAUGCUGGAGAAAUCCCUGUUGCACAGGUCUUAAGAAAUGUAAUGGAAGCUGAUGGAAUCAAACUAGAUCGAUGGAAAGUUCAGGUAACAAAUAAAGGAUACUACAACCUAAGAAAACCCAAGGAAUUCACAAUGAACAACUAUUUUUCUAUUGGACCCGAUGCUCUCAUGGCUCUCAAUUUUCAUGCUCAUCGUGAGAAGGCACCGUCUCUGUUUUCCAGCAGAAUUCUUAAUAAGGCUGUUUAUUUAUUCUAUGGAACCAAAGAUUGUUUGGUACAAGAAUGUAAAGAUUUGAAUAAAAAAGUUGAGCUAGAACUGGAUGGUGAGCAAGUCGAGCUGCCUAAUUUGGAAGGUAUUAUUGUUCUGAAUAUUGGCUACUGGGGCGGUGGCUGCAGACUCUGGGAAGGGAUGGGAGAUGAAACUUACCCUCUAGCCAGGCAUGAUGACGGGUUGCUGGAAGUCGUUGGUGUGUAUGGGUCUUUCCACUGUGCUCAGAUUCAGGUGAAACUGGCAAACCCUUUUCGAAUAGGACAGGCGCAUACAGUGAGGCUGAUUUUGAAGUGCUCAAUGAUGCCAAUGCAAGUAGAUGGGGAGCCGUGGGCCCAAGGACCCUGCACUGUCACCAUAACUCAUAAGACACAUGCUUUGAUGCUCUAUUUCUCUGGAGAACAAACGGACGAAGACAUCUCUAGUGCUUCAGAUCAAGAGGACAUAAAGGAAGCUGAGUAACUGCAUAAGGAAAUGAACUGUUCUGCUAGCACAGCAUCUGCACAAAUAUGCAGAUGCAUGCACAUCCAGAAGUAGAGCUUCUCCAGCUGCUAUUCAGUCCUAAUUUUCCUCAGAGUACAAUGGGCACACAUUUAUGUAAAUAGCAUUCCCAAACAACCAGAUGUCCUGUAACUACAACAGCUGUUCUUUUUUUCAACAAGAUACUUUGAUCAUAUAUUACUAACUUUGAAAACAUCACAGAAAGUUACAUGGAGACAAAAUGCUUUUGAGAGUGGGGCUCACUGAAGUUUGUUUGCACUGUUUCAUUCCGUACUGUUGAGCCACACAUUUGAUGGAAGGAUAUGAGUGGAAAGAUCAUUUCCCUCUUAACUUUGAAUGGUAACACUUUACCAUUAACUUGGAAAUGAUGUCUGUUAAACCAGCAAGGUUAAGAUGGGGCAUCCUCCUGUAGCAUGCCUCUUCAGAUUUCUCACAGCCCAAUCUGAAUGGAUCCAGGAACUUCCUGAAGGAGCAAUGUCAAAGUAUGACAAUUCUGAAAACUUCUGAAGUCAUUUUUAGACUCUUGAGAUGUUUUGUUAACCCUCUAAAUAACCAUGUUGAAUUGAUAUUCAGGAUCCUUUUUUUUUCUUUUCAGUAGUACCAGAGAUUGAACUCUAGUCCUCAUGGAGAAGGAAUUCUAGGCACGUGCUCUACCACUGAGCUAUCCCCUCCCUCCCCCAACAUCUUUUUUUGUAUCCAAAGAGAACUAUCCUGAGUGCAUGCACUAGUACCACAAAAAAACAGAAAAAAAGAAAAACUGGGUAGGAUAAUUGGUCUAAAAUAAGAUUGAGAGCACUUUUUUAUAGUGUCACUGGAGGUCAAGCCCAGCUGUUCCUAUGCUAGCAUUGUUCAUACCACUGAGCACCCCAGCCAAAGAUUUAGAGCACUUCAGGUAUAACGGUUCUCCAAUUUUUCUUGAUUGAAAGGCUGUGCCAACAAUGAAAAAACUAUAUGCUUAAAGGAACCUUGCCAGUCAGAUUAGUUGCUCAGAAAAAAAAAAAAAAGUUCAAGGCUGAUGCAUGUUUUUAGCAUUCAGUGAUCUUGUAGUACUUUGAAAUCCAAUAGUUUUUUUUCUAUGUGAAGCACUUAACAGAAUUUCUGCCUUGGGGAGGUAAGUGGACAGAAACCUCUGCUGAAACUUUAUAUAUUUAUUUUAAAAUGAGAUAGAGAUAUAUUUUGAACUUAUUUAUUAUUUACCUGUGGCAUGAUACUUGUGUUUUUGUUUACACAUAUCAUACAGCUUUAUUUAAUAAGUUCAACUGGUCACAUAAGUUCUAGCCACCAUCAGAUAAAAAUUUAUUCUUUUGACCAAGUAACUGAAAUUAUUAUUUAAUUCUGACAAGUCUUUUGUGGCACUGAUAAACUUCUUUUGGCAGGUUAACUGCACUUUGUUUCCCUGCUGAAAGUCAGGCAAUUCUAUGACUGUCCAUUAGAGAGUGCUCUUCUGCUGUUUUCAGCCAGCCUGCUUAUACAGUUAGGCACACUCAGUGGGUGUCCAAUUUUGUUUUUCUGACAAAUGCCAAUUUGUAAGCUUGGUGACCUUUCAUGAUUUUAAUCUCUAAAGAUGAUAAUUCAUUCCCCAAAACAUGUAAGGGGCCAGUAUGAAUGUAUUAUCCAUGAAUUGCCAUGAAUUUUUAUUUGAGUCACCUCAGGCCCAAGCAGUGUUUCAAAAAGGACCACUUAAGUAGUAAGGGGUAUGUUACAUUAAACGGUUUAUCUUGCUAAGUUAACUUCUUCCAGAUCUCCAUAAGUCAUGCCAAAUUCUAGUCUGGAAUGAUUUUGAUAAGAAAGUUGUUUUUGGCUUUUUAUAAAGCUUUCGCAGGGAAUAUCCACGGUGGUGGUGAUGGAACAAUUUCAUGGAUUUUCUUUUAUGAGCUGCUUAUAUUUUCAGCAAAAUCAAGCUUUUCAUUUGUGAUCAAAAUUGUUAUAUAUAUAUAUAUAUAUAUAUAUCAUUGUUAAAUUCACUUUGCCAAAGGUCAUACCUCUGAUUGGUAAUGCUAAUUUGUAGUGGAAGCAAAGUAAAUAAUUUAGGAUGUCAAUAUUCAUAUAAAACAACUACAUAGUUUUUUUUUAACUACUGAAACUACUGUACUGUAUUGCUACACUGGAUUUAGAACAAGUUCAUGUACAUAUCUAUUUAUUGAAACAAUUAUUUUCAAUUAUAAUCCAAUGAAGUGGACUCUUUCCCCCUACUGACCAUUAGGUUUUUCUGUUGUCUUAUUCAUUUGUUCAGAUUAGUUUUUAUUUAGGAAAAUUAUUUCAGAACACUAUGUCAUAAAUCAUACCAUUAUUUUAGCAAAAUUUACUCAUAUUUUUAGGUAUUAGUUUACCCAGCAUUGCAGAUAACUAGGCAUGUGCCUUGUUUAAAUAAAUACAGUUUGUAGAACUUCAUGUUUGCAAGUUACAUAUUAAGGUAAUAAUUGUUUAUAUGACCAGUAACUCUUUAUGAAAUAAUUCACAAGCUUUUGUCCCAUUUCAAAUUGUCCUGAUAUUAAAAAAAAUAACUUACAUUCUCAGGAAGAAAUGUUUGAAGUAAAUUAUACGUCUUUGUCUUCACAUUUCUCUCAUCUUUCACUAGUCCAACACAUUCCUUCUCAUCAACAUAGUGGCUUCAAUACUGAAUACCUGGCAGCUCUUACAGAUCUCUUAGGUAGAUGAUGAAAUUUUUUAGUGCUUUGUUAUGGUUAAUGGAAGUCAGAGACUUCUGUUUAAAAUAUAAGUUGUAAGAUUAUGUAAUUUUAGGUUUUCUGAAACAACUAGCUAUGAACUCUUAAUGUUGCUAAUGUUUGUAAAAAUUUUAUAGUUCAAAGUAUUUAUUUUUAUUUUUUUAGGGUAUGUCAAAAACAAGUAUUUGUUUUUUGAAAUACAUUUGACAGCUUAGAUUUGUAAUAUAGACUGUGACUCAGAAAUCACAGACCUUUUUGUGCAGUAAAAGUGAGUACUACCAGCAUGUCAAAAGACAAAUAGUUUGCAUUUGUAAUAGAAAGUAAAAUUGUUUCUCAUGUAUAUUAUGCAAUUUUUAAUUUGCACUAUGUAGGUGACUUUAAAAGUUAUUAAUUUACAUGCUAAUAUAGGCCCAAAUACAAAAUGUGGCCAAAAGAGUCAAUAGAAAAGGUUUUGUGUAUGUGUUUUUUUUUCUUCAAAAUAAUGAUAACUGAAGCAAAAACCAGCACUUUAUGUUCAGAAUGUUUUUGGGGAAUGAGGUUAAUCUGUUUUUUUUUAAAUUCUACCCAAUUUAGGACAAUGGAAUGUUAAGUAAAUUUAUUUUUUUAAUUUAGAAAUUCAAAAGAAAAAAUAGUUUUUUUUUACUGUCCCAAUCUGAUGAAGGUCCCUGUUCCUCAGUGAGACAGAGUGGCUGCUCUGGUCUUGCCCCUCCUCCCUCAGAUCAUCCCUGGUUCACAGGGUGUUCCCUGCAGGUGUCUGUAGCUUCAGUCAGGCAAGCAGGAUUCCUGAGCCCACUCUUGGCUUAAAGAAUCGUUAUCUCUGGAGGUAGCAAACACCCAGAAGCUUCCAGUGCUCCUGGAACUUGAAGGCUGCUGCUCCAUACCUCAUAUGUUCACCCAGGGCUUUGCCAGGGCCAUAGUGGCAAAGAUAAUUGAAUGUUCUUAAAGUUGUUUUUCCUUUACCCUGCUAACUGUUCUUUCCUCUCACAAUCAUUGUCCU